CAAAAAGUUACAUCUCUAACAAAAAUUCCGGUUUUAUUAACUCUAUGUAAAAAUCAGAUUACAAUCGGAGACGUGUAUUAAUAAAAGUGAAAAAAUUAAUUUUAAAAACAACAACAUAAAACACAACAUUGUAUUUAAUUAAUUAACUAGUGCAAAUACAUAAUUCAACCAAGUGCUGAUUCAACAAUCAUCGACAUGGCCAAACACUCUAACGCCGGUCAAUCGCAGCAGCCUGGCCGUCGUACCCUGAUGCAAACCAUCGGACUGUACACGCUGUACCUGCUGACACAGGUGCUGGGCAUUGGUAUGAUCUCGCUCGGUUGCUUGUGGGUGAACAAGCACCUGGGUGGCAUGAAACUGGACGGUACGCCCGAACAGCUGUUUAACUAUCACCCGGUGCUUAUGGCCACCGGUAUGCUAUUCAUCAACGCUAACGGCAUACUAUUCUAUCGGACGGGCGGUUGUCUCAAAUACAGUACCCAAAAGUUUAUCCACUUUUUGGUACAACUGACCGGACUGGGUGUAACACUAGCCGGUGCUUACGCCGCCUACACCUACCACACCCUCAAACACAUACCCCACUACUACUCACUGCACUCGUGGUUAGGCGGAGCGUUGAUUGUCACGCAGGCAUCGGGCACUUUGGGCGCAUUUUUUGUGUUUCUAUGGCCCCAGGGGUCGUACGGGUUCAAGCGGGCGGUGUUGCCGUUGCACACGUUUGUGGGCGCAGUUGGCUUUGUGUUGGCCGCCGGUGUGGCCAUCACCGGUGUCACCGAGAAAGCCCUGUUUAGUUUGACUUCAAAAGGCCAGGAAUACCGUGACCUCCCGGCGCCGGCACUCUUGCUGAACGCCUUUGGCGUUAGUAUAGUGUUGUUUGUGAUAUCAGUGGUCUAUUUGCUGACCAGAUCUGACUACAAGCGACCCGAUGUGGCCGUCGAUCGCAAAAAGGAUUAAAUUAUUUUGAAGUUUAAUUAAAUAAAUGAUAACUUAAACUGUUUUCUCAUUUGAAUUACUUAUUUAAUUUUUUGAUAAAUAAGAAAUGCUCAAUAAAUUUAUUAAA
Medioppia subpectinata is the source of this 1060-nucleotide messenger RNA. NCBI's taxonomy places the organism in Eukaryota, Metazoa, Arthropoda, Arachnida, Sarcoptiformes, Oppiidae. The record is from the annotation of a GenBank genome assembly.